UUCCACUUUUCAAUUCCUCAAGCAUCUGCGCCUCCAAAUUCACAGCUUUCUCGCUUCUUCCUUCUCCAGUUUCUUCGAUUUUAUUUCUGGGUUUUGGGUUUUGGGUUUUGGGUUUGGAUUUGCGAUUCUGUGUCUGUUCGGGAGCGAAAUGGAGGAGACCAAAGGGAACCCAGCUGAAAUCAACAGCUUCUAUGUGAUUUCUAAGCUCCGGAACAACCCUUUUGAUUUGAACAAGAAGAGAAAGCUGCCAGCUGAACAUUUGGGCUUGCCUUCACCGAAGCAUAAACACUGCAGUGAAGGCUUCCCUUCUAAGUCUGCCUUCCCGUACAGUGGCGAACCCGAAACGGAACACAUGAAUGUACAAUUCAUAAAGGGGAAUUCGAAUGUAAUGUGUUUUGGCAAGGGAUCAAGGCCCGGGUCAUCAAAAGAUAGCAAUAGCUUAAGCGAAGAGGCUGACUCUGCCACAUCUGUGUUUCGUGGGGCAAAAUUUGAACCGAGUUGUGAUAGUUCUUCCUCCCAAUCUAUCAGUUGCGGCAGUGCAAGUUCUGAAAGCACCCAGUUCUCUCUUGAAAGUUCAACGGCAAUGGAAUCGAGUUCUACCGAACAGGAAGCAGCGUUCGUGGAGAAUAGAAUAGAAACGAUCCACAAACUUCAGGAGCAUAUGCUAGAAUUGGAUAACCAAGAAGAAUACAAUUGUGCAGAAUAUGGAAAUGAUGACAUUGAGCAAUGCACAGACCAGGAACUCGAGGAACUUUUCUAUUCGAACGGGUUAAACCAGAAUACAUACCUUCUUUCGUCGGGACGAUGGGGCGUAAACCACGAAGCUCAAUCAAGAGCAAUGACCCCAACCAUCGAUCAGGAAUUUGAGCAAUACUUUUCCAUGCUGAUGCUGUAGCCGUGAUUGCUCAGUUCGAAUACGAGCAACCCAAAUGUAUAUAUUUCAAACAUGUGGUGAGUCUUUAUGAAUAACGAAGCGAAUAUUCCGAUAAUUAUAUGAUGGAAAUGGCAUGUUUAACUA
This is a messenger RNA of Momordica charantia (bitter melon), 1018 nucleotides long. RefSeq names its product far-red-elongated hypocotyl1-like protein (gene FHL). Gene Ontology annotation, molecular function: nuclear import signal receptor activity. Gene Ontology annotation, biological process: response to red or far red light; maintenance of protein location in nucleus. The record is from RefSeq and is a predicted model, not a curated record. Lineage: Eukaryota; Viridiplantae; Streptophyta; Magnoliopsida; Cucurbitales; Cucurbitaceae. Gene Ontology annotation, cellular component: nuclear speck; cytoplasm.